Molecule: messenger RNA, 2724 nt
Organism: Lodderomyces parapsilosis
Lineage: Eukaryota; Fungi; Ascomycota; Pichiomycetes; Serinales; Debaryomycetaceae
Product: U6 snRNP complex subunit
Exons: 1
Coding region: 1-2724 (907 amino acids)
Cellular component (GO): ribonucleoprotein complex; cytoplasm; nucleus
Molecular function (GO): mRNA binding; protein binding
Source: RefSeq, a predicted model, not a curated record
AUGAGUUUAAAAGAAUUAGUCGAUGAAUUUGAGAUCUUGGUCAACGAGAAUCCAUACGCGCCGGAAAAUUACGACAAAAUAUUGAGUAGGCUUCAGGUCAUUCCUGACACCGCCCUACUAAUCAACAAAAUCUACAAGGAAAAAACAAAGUACUUUAGACUACGUCAAUCAGAGUUGAACAACUGGUUAUUUGAGAUACGUGCUAUUGAAGAUAUCCAAGAGCGGUCGAGAUUGGAAUAUGCAUUUUAUGAAACAAUAAUUGAUGAUUAUCCAACAGUUCCUAUAAUGACUGCAAUGUUGGAGUUGGCUAAUCAACUACUAUCUAAUGAACAGAUUACUGAUGAUGAAUACGGAGCAAUCGUUUCAAAGGGGCUUCACCUUUGUGGAUAUGAUUUUGUCAAUGGAAACGAAAUUUGGAAAAUAAGCUUGGACUUGCUUCAACAACGUUACAUCAAAUCCAACGACGAAACUGAUUUGGAUGCGUUGAUAAAGUUGCACUUGAAGAGGUUGAGCUAUCCCCUACAGCAGUUGAACGAAUCUUUUGAGGAAUUUUCAUCCUUGAUUAGCAAAUACAAAAUAGGUGAUUAUGAUCGAUUAAUGCAGGUGGCAAACAAAGUGUACUCCGACACUAAACAAAAGUUGCCAUAUUAUGAGAAAUGCGAGAUACAAAUCAAGGAGAGACCCACAGACUGCGCUCUUUGGAUUGACUAUAUGGAGAGUGUAUUCAAAUAUCAACCAAAUCUCACUCACAUUUUAACGAUGCUUGCAAGAGCUACGCAAAGUGAAACUUCCUUCUCUAACAAGAGUCAGCAACUUUGGAUGUCUGUUAUUUAUAUGAUCUACAUGUCUGAAGAGGUACGCGAGAAUGCAUUGACUUCGUUACUAGACAAAUACCUUCGCACAUUUCCAAAUUCUUGCACCGCUUACGCAGAGAAUAUAAAAAAUUGUAUUGCUUUGGGCGAAGAUGGCAGACAGAGAUUUAUUGAAAUAGAAAACAGAAUUAGAGCUAUAGAUUUACGGAGCUCAUCCGAUUACAAUGAUUGGAAGCUUGUUGCAUUGGCUAUGAUGCAGUACAAGUAUCACAAUGAAUUGUCACAUGAAACUUUUGAAUCUCUUGACGAUUUAUUUGACACUAUGGUGACAUAUGCCAUGGACAACAAGGAUCCGUUUCAUACUGUGGAAAAGUUGGCGGUAUCACUCUACAUCUCCUUGGGUAAGUUUUCUCAUGCCACGCAAGUGAUAACGUCUAUGUUUCAAACAUUUCCGCUGGAGACAGAGGUUUGGCUCUACGGAAUUCGUUGCUUCAUUGAGCAUGACGUUGAUCAAGAAUCUAUUAGGCAAACGUUCAAGAAAGCAUUGUCACAUGCUAAAAAGCUCGAUGCUCCCGAAAAGUUGACCGAGGAAUGGUUGUUGUAUGAACAAGUGCAUGGGACUAUUGAUAGCUAUAGAAAAGCAGUCACUUUGUGCAACAAAGCGCUUAGAGAAUUCAUGGAAUCGAAAGCAAAUGAUGUACUUGCGCAGCCCAUAUUGCAUGUAGACCGCAAAAGAAGCCAUGAUAUGUCGGAGGAAUUCCUGCGCUCAAGAGAAGAGUUUGCAGUUCAGGUCAAUAACUUACCCUAUGAUGUUACCAAACAAGAUUUGAGAAAUUUCUUUUCUGGUUGUGGUGAAAUUCGAGAAAUGGAUAUAGUGGAGCUCAAUGGGGGGAAGCAAGCGGUGAUUGAGUUUACAAAUGAGCUUGAAGUAUUUUCAGCAAUGACAAGGACCCAUAAGGUACUAGGGUCAAACGAGAUCACGGUCACAAGAGUGGAGAGAACUUUAUUGUUUGUCAACAAUUAUCCAAGCUCAUUUAGCCAACAAGAUGUACGAGAAAUGUUUGCUCAGGUAGGUCCUAUUGUCAGCAUAAGGUUUCCUUCACAAUUAAGGAAUAAAAUUCGUAGGUUCUGUUACGUUCAGUAUACUAGGACUCACGAUGCUGAAAAAGCAAUUGCUUUGUACAAUGGACGGACGUACCAUGACCAAAAUCUCAAUCAGGACUUUGCCUGGGAAGUACAGUAUUCCAAACCCCAAGAACGGAAGGAUAGAACAACACCCAUUUCUGAACGCAAAAUUCGUGUUUCCAAUAUUGCUUUUUCAAUCGAUGAGGAGGAAUUGAGGAACGAGUUUUCGCAGUGUGGUGAAAUUGAUUUCAUAGCAUUGCCCAAAGCAGUUUAUGAUACAAAGAAACGUCGCAUGAAACAUAAUGGCGGUCUAGCUAUUAUUACUUACCGUGAUGCAAGUAGCGUAGAAGAUGCCUUGAAGAAAAAUGGAAUCACGUUGAAGGGAAGAAACAUCAAUGUAUCUAAACCGCAAGGGCACACAAAUUGGACCCCAGAUGACUUUGAUACUCUUAGAACUAUUGGACUAGCCAAUGUGGACCCCUCGUUGAAUACCUUCCAGCUCAAAAACUUUUUGGAGAAAACUUUUGGACAGGUUUCUAAAGUCCUCUUGCUUCCUGCUAACGGAGUGGCGUUGGUAGAAUUUGGAUCGGUCAGAGACAGUGGAAAGAUUUCGUUAGGUUACAGUACCAUUGAAAUUGACAAUUUCCAAAUUCAAGUGACUACCAAAGAAGCAAUUGUGGAAGUCUUGAAAACAAACAGAAAUGAUACCGCUGUUGAAACAAACUCUGAAGAGGUGGCCACAAGACCGAUUUUGGUACCUACAUCAAUUAAAAGACGAAGGGUUUAA